Molecule: messenger RNA, 993 nt
Organism: Emericellopsis cladophorae
Lineage: Eukaryota; Fungi; Ascomycota; Sordariomycetes; Hypocreales; Bionectriaceae
Exons: 2
Coding region: 1-993 (330 amino acids)
Biological process (GO): chromatin remodeling
Cellular component (GO): nucleus; Ino80 complex
Source: RefSeq, a predicted model, not a curated record
AUGAGUGCGAAAUCACCGCUACGCGAGGUGGCACCGCGAAAAGCAGGCUACAAGUCAUGGAAGAAGAAGUAUCGCAAGAUGCGCAUCGGGUUCGAAGAGACGAUGCAACAAGGAGACGACAUCUUCAAGGAGGAAGCCAAAGCCGCCGCGACUGUGAAGAGGAUAGCAGUUGAGAAUGACCGGUUAAUGGACUUCUUACAAGACAUCAACAACUCGCCGCAGAUCCCGCCCGAGAAGCGAGUCGACGUGUCCAUACCAACGGAGAAUGGCGCCACCCCCGACACGACGACACAGCGAUCAGACCCCAGCAGCCUCAAGAGACUGGACGACCUGCAGCGGGACGUGCCGCACCUGUCAUUCGAGACGGCCAAGGAGACCAACCCAAGCUUGCUCGCGGAGCUCGAAAAGGACGCGGCGGAGACCUACCCGUCGCACUUCCUCACCCCCGACGACGUCGACAACUAUCUUCACAUGAUCGACGCCUCGCUCGAUCCGGAGACCCAUAUCCCGACGCUGGCCCCCAUGGCCCAUCCGAGCGAGCAUCCCCCCCAGCACCCUCUCCUUCGUAACCCCAACAGCAGCACCAGCUGGCUCCGCAAGCACGCGCCCCACAUCUUCCUCCAAGCUUCGGGCGGGGACGGCGCCGAAGACCAUGACGACGACGGACACACCAAGAAGGCCCGCGGCGGACCCAAGGGCGAGCGCGGCAACGCGGGCAAGAGCCGCGGGAAGCGCGCGAGCAACGUGGCGCCUCGGCCGGACAAGGCAGCGCACGCGGAGGCGGGCGAUGUGAGCGUGGACGACGACGGCGAGCCCCCGGCCAUCAAAGGCAAGCGGAAGCGAGACGAUGAUGGCGGGUACAGGCCCAAGGGAGGCUCUAGUGCGCGACCGACCAAGAAGAAGCGUAAGAGCGAAGGAGCGGCUGCGGAGACGAUGAGCAGCAAAAAGUCGAAGAAGGGCACGCCUGGCCCCGUGGUAGAGCCCGUGAGCUAA